Dunckerocampus dactyliophorus (ringed pipefish) is the source of this 3980-nucleotide messenger RNA. RefSeq names its product solute carrier family 11 member 2 (gene slc11a2). Gene Ontology annotation, biological process: metal ion transport. Bases 265 to 1944 code for a protein of 559 amino acids. NCBI's taxonomy places the organism in Eukaryota, Metazoa, Chordata, Actinopteri, Syngnathiformes, Syngnathidae. The transcript is spliced from 18 exons. Gene Ontology annotation, cellular component: plasma membrane. The record is from RefSeq and is a predicted model, not a curated record. Gene Ontology annotation, molecular function: cadmium ion transmembrane transporter activity; manganese ion transmembrane transporter activity; iron ion transmembrane transporter activity.
CGGUGACGUUAACUUAAAGUUGACAUGGAAUGCGCCUGAAAGGCACGGGCGUGCUUGAGUUUAGAUAAACGUCUCAUUCCAUUUGGACAUAAAAUUUAUCCUCAUGGUUUUUUUUGGAUGUCGGACUUCAUUGUUGAAAUACACUAUUAUUGGAUCGUCCAUACAGUGUAACCAGCACCUUCGCGUGUUUGUUCCAGAGAACAAUGGCAUGAACAGGGCUGAAAGUCAUCCCUCAAAUUCCCAGCGAUCUGUCAGCCUGCUCUGAUGAAGGAACAGCAGGAUGGAGACCUCUUCCAAGAGGACUCCUCUCAUGGGGACAUUCAGACAAACCAGUACAGCUCUAUCUCACCUCCCUCUUCACCAGUGGGCUCAGAGGAGCCCUUGUCCACAUACUUUGAAGAGAAAGUGCACAUUCCUGAAAAUGUCAACCAGGCGUUCAGUUUUCGGAAACUUUGGGCUUUCACUGGGCCUGGGUUCUUGAUGAGCAUCGCUUACUUGGAUCCAGGAAACAUUGAGUCUGACCUGCAGUCUGGAGCUAAAGCUGGAUUUAAGCUCCUGUGGGUGCUUUUCGGAGCCACUGUCAUUGGGUUGCUUUUGCAGAGGUUGGCAGCACGUCUGGGCGUCGUCACAGGGAUGCACCUGGCUGAAGUCUGCAACCGGCAGUAUUCCACCGUCCCACGAAUCAUCCUGUGGCUUAUGGUGGAGUUGGCGAUUAUCGGUUCAGACAUGCAGGAGGUGAUUGGCUGUGCAAUAGCUUUAAAUCUCCUCUCUGUGGGAAGGAUUCCGUUAUGGGCAGGUGUCCUUAUUACCAUCACUGAUACAUUUGUGUUCCUCUUUUUGGACAAGUACGGCCUGAGGAAACUAGAAGCUUUCUUUGGUUUUCUCAUCACCGUAAUGGCGAUAAGUUUUGGUUACGAGUACGUGCUCGUAAAACCGGACCAGGGGGAGGUGCUGAAGGGUAUGUUUGUGCCCUACUGUGCCGGAUGUGGGCCUGUGCAGCUGCAGCAGGCUGUUGGUAUCGUAGGUGCUGUCAUCAUGCCACACAACAUCUACCUGCACUCAGCUCUAGUCAAAUCUCGAGAGGUGGACCGUCGAAAUCUGAAGGAAGUAAAAGAAGCCAACAAGUAUUUCUUCAUUGAGUCGUCCAUCGCGCUCUUCGUCUCCUUCCUCAUCAAUGUGUUCGUUGUAGCCGUCUUUGCUCAGGCCUUCUACAAUAAAACCAACAUGGACGUGAACGUCGAGUGCAAUGCGACCAGCAUUCCUCACAAAGAUCUCUUUCCUCCAAACAACGACACCCUGGAGGUUGAUAUCUAUAAAGGGGGCGUGGUUCUCGGCUGUUUCUUUGGCCCAGCUGCGCUCUACAUCUGGGCCAUUGGGAUCCUUGCAGCAGGGCAGAGCUCCACCAUGACUGGCACCUACUCUGGCCAGUUUGUAAUGGAGGGUUUCUUAAACCUGCGCUGGUCUCGGUUUGCGCGAGUGCUGCUGACCCGCUCCAUUGCCAUCACACCGACGCUGCUGGUGGCCAUUUUUCAGGAUGUGCAGCAUCUGACAGGGAUGAAUGACUUCCUCAAUGUGCUACAGAGCAUGCAGCUUCCAUUUGCUUUGAUCCCAAUCCUGACCUUCACCAGUCUGACGUCUAUCAUGAAUGACUUUGCAAAUGGCUUGGCAUGGAAGGUCUGUGGUGGUGUCCUCAUCUUGUUGGUUUGUGCCAUCAACAUGUACUUUGUGGUGGUUUAUGUGGCUACACUAAACAGCGUGCUGCUCUACGUGCUGUCGGCUCUUUUCUCCGUAGCCUAUCUGUGCUUUGUAGGCUACCUGGUGUGGCAUUGUUUGGUCGCCCUGGGGGUCUCUUGCCUGGACUUUGGCAGCAGGAUGGGAAUGGCGCGGCACAUGGACAUUUACUUACUGACUGACAUGAACGUGGACAAUUUGAUCGAGAGAUAGGCGGUCACGUUGUGAAGGGACAAAACAACUGAAAAGGCUGAUAGGGACCACAAGAGAAUGGCCAGUAUGUUUGCUUCUUCACCUCUCAGUGCCUCCCACUUCUAAGUGACCUUUAAAUGGCCUUUAAGCUGUUGUUUUUAAACCAAAUGCCUCUGCAGCCUCAGCCAGCCUUUUUUUUUUUGUUGAGAGAAUUAAGUUGAUGCAAAAAAAAUUAUAAAGGAACAUUUUCUUUCUGAUAGGCAACAGGGUCCAAUGUUUGUUUUUUUCCAUUUAAACUACAUAAAUACAAGUCAUGAAAAUAAUGUUGAGUAGGGUAUGAUGCUACAAUUAGUAUAUAGUUAAUAAAAAAAAAUUAAAAUAGUUAAUAAAAAUAUAACAGUUUUCUUUUUGGGAUACUUGUUUUGUUAUUUUUAUAUGUGAAAAUACAUUUAAAAAAACAUAAACACAUCUUUAUUUAUACAUGUACGGUCGUCCUUCGCUACAACACGGUUCAAACAUUGCUCCCUCACACUAUCGCAGUUUUUCAAAAAUGAAUUAAUUACUAAAUGACCGCUGUUUCAUGGUUGACUAUGGACAAUUACUAGUCAAAAAAUAUUGGAAGACGGGUUAAAUUAAAUAUUGUGGCCACUAGGCGUCAGUAAUGUUACAUUGAUGAGACAUGACAUUAGAUUAAAUUACCUUCCCACUGCCUGGAGUCAGCCAUGGCAUAUUCGACAUGACGUAGUGAAAAGAGGUUUCCCUCCCAUUCCAUGUGGAAGUGGUAGGUUUUUGGCUUUGUACUUGGUCCUUCUUCCCCACUGGAAACACAAGUUUAGAAUAAGUAAACUGGAGAGGCUAAGUAGUUUGCUUGGUAGCUUGCAAUGUCAGCGGCGGCCUUCUCUUAUGUCCCUGCUAUGAUCCCGUAGUCUGCGCAAUGUGGUAUAAACAAAGAAUACUAGGAGUGUAAAGGUGACUAUAGGGGUGCUAUUUCAUGCCCAGAGGGCUCUAAUAAUGCUAAAAAUUGUAUUUAGAAAGUCGUAAAACAGGUUUUCUAUGCUCUAACUACGAAAAUAUUCCAUUUAUUACUUGGCACAAAUCUGUCACUUAUAGCGGUCGGGUCUGGAACCAAUUACCAGCGAUAAACGAGGGACAACUGUACACAAAAGUUUAUAAAAUGGCUUUUUUGGCACUUUCUCUCACCAGUGUAUGUAAUUCCAUUGGAUACUUGUGUGAAUUUACUGUGGGAAACUCUCUCUGCUGUACAUUUAUUUCAUGUUGAUUUGAACAUCUCAUUUGUACGUUGGUAAUAUAUUUAGUAAUUUAUGCUUAUAGUCCACUUAUUUAUUCUUAUAUGUGUCCAUAUUUUGUAAGUGAUGUGCUGGAAAAUGUGUGUGAUGAAUGCUAAAUGUGAGAAAACAAAGUGUUGCUGGCUGUAAAUCUUGUCACUAAUGUUGCACUAAUAUCACGCAGCCUAUUUUUGCCUUAUGCUGCACCCUGAAUGAACAGGUCUCAGCUUUACAAUCAAAUGUCAUAUCAGUACAUCUUUUUCUGUCAACACGUAAUACCUAAUUAGAUAAACUUACAUCAUGUCUUCCACUCAUAGUGCCUUCUGUCUGUGACAUCUUAUUGAUAAGAGCACAAAACAGAAAAAAGAAUUCUGCAAGUUUCAGUAGUGUUUUUUUUUUAAAUAUAUUUUAAAAUGUGUCCCUGUUUCUUCCAUGUUUGAUAUAAUUGUUUCCUAGGAAAGAUAUUUUAUAUAUUUAUAGACCCACUGGGUGGUGCAUAUUAUUUACGGAUUUAAGAAUAAUUAUCUUAAACAACCACCUAGCACUUAUAUUAGUUAAUGUGACCGCAAGCUGAAUAAUCAUAUGAGCGGCUCAUUUGCAUGACUUCAUAUAUUCCAUGACAAACCGGCUGUACAGACAAACUGACAUUGAGGUGCUGUUUUUCAAAUGUUAUAUAUAUUGAGACUCUACUGUGAUCAUGUUUUUUUAAUGGUCUAUCAUGUGUUUUAGGGUUUUUUGUAAUUUAAUAAACAAGUAAAAACAAUUGUGCCA